Messenger RNA from Jaminaea rosea, 2872 nucleotides. RefSeq lists its product as hypothetical. The record is from RefSeq and is a predicted model, not a curated record. NCBI's taxonomy places the organism in Eukaryota, Fungi, Basidiomycota, Exobasidiomycetes, Microstromatales. The transcript has 3 exons. Gene Ontology annotation, biological process: mRNA processing. Bases 113 to 2686 code for a protein of 857 amino acids.
CCUCGCUUUCGUCCAUUCAAGAUCCUGUCGCGCCCUUGCACCAACAGAGAGGAGCUGCUCAACCCGCUUUUCCCAUUCUUCCUCUGGACUGGCUCGAUAGUCUUACGCUGCAAUGGAUGACGACGACGCUUUCCUGUACGGUGACGAUGGCCCAGCAACGUCGGCUCAGCCAGUGCAGAAUGAAGCUGCGACAGCAAAGCCAGCCGUAGCGGACAUGACGGCGCCCGACAAUGAAGGGGCUGGACAGAAUGGUCAGGACCAUGAGGACGAGGAAGAGGAAGAAGAGGAGGAUGAAGAAGAGGAAGAGGAUAGCGACUCGGAUCUCGAGAUCGUCAUGGACACGCCCAUGGAUGGUCAGCAGCCUCCACCGCCUCAACGUCAACCACAGCCAGUGCCCAUUCAGGCUGCCUCGUCUACACCAACAAAGACGAACAAUGCUUCGAGAAUGCCCGUGUCCACCUUCACAUCCGAAUACACACCACGCUCGCGAGGGGACCCUGUAGACCAGAAACCCCAAGUCCUUCCGUCCGCAGCAGCCGUCCCCUUGGGCAGCACCAACAACCAACCUCUCCCUCCUCCCCCAACCCAACCACCCAUCCUUCCGGAAGGUCCACCUCCUCAUGCCGCCACGACGGCUCCGAAGAUCGACCUGAACCCUCGUCCGCAAGUCCUAGCCGUCCCUGGCACAACGGCCGAUGGUGACCAGAUGACCAUCUAUCACAUCGAUCCCACGACUCUCCCGGAGAAGCCCUGGAGAAGACCAGGCGCGGACAUGAGCGAUUGGUUCAACUAUGGCUUCGAUGAGAUGAGCUGGCGCGAUUAUGGCAGGAAGCAGAGGGGGAUCGUCGAAGGCCGGGAAGAGACGCAGAUGCAGCAGCAGCAGAGCCAACAGCAGCAGGGCGGUCAGCAACAGGCUGCAAUGAAUGGCAACAGUGCAGGAGGCGUUGGGGGACACGAUGCCAUGAUGAUGCUGCAGAUGAUGAGCAAUGGCGGUGGUGGUCCCUCCGGAGGGAUGGGCGGCUUCAAUCCGCAGAUGAUGGCGCAGAUGCCACCGCAGCAGCAGAUGCAGUUCAUGAGCCAGAUGAUGGCCAAUGGAGGCAUGGGCGCCGGAAUGGAGGGGAUGAUGGGGCCUUUUGGUGGGCAAGGCGGCUUCGGACCAAUGGGAAUGAAUGGCGGCAUGAAUGGGAUGAAUGGAGGCAUGUUCCCCGGUCAAGGAGGGAGACAAGGUGGCUUUCCCUUCAACGGAGGGCCGGGCAUGAUCAACCAGCAGCAGCCCCAGAUGCCGCAGAUGCAGCCUCAGGCGAUGAAUUCCCAGCAACCACCGCAGCAACAACCACGCCGCGCAGGCCCACCUCCAGGUGCUCCCUCCGGCCCAGGUCAGCGAGGAAGCGCGACGCCUGCUGCAGGGGCGGAAGUCAAAGGCGACAAUGUAGCCGGCACAGGAGAAAACGAUGCGUCCGAUGCCAACGAGACACAAGAGCAGAAAGACGGCGUUGCAGCACCAGUGAAGGAAGAGAAUAAGGACAAGGACAACUCUGAGGAAACUCCAGCCUCGCAAUUCGGCGUGCCCAACCCUGCUGGAAUGGCGUCGAGCGAUAUGGCAGCCUUCCUUGGCAUGGCUGGGCUGGACGUGAAUGCCAUGGCGGGGCAUCAGUCUGCACCCAACCAGCUGCCAACAGGCCCUGCCCCUCCUUCAGGCCCUUCAGGUCCAUCUGGGCGCGGGCGUGGAAUGGGAGUAGCAGGUGCGCCAAAGGGUCCCUCCGGAGCGGGACGAGGAGCAGGACGUCCCACACCUACAGGACCAUCCGCAGCGUCCCCGCGUCCUCCGCCUACUGGUCCGGCUUCUGCUGCUGCUGCUUCAGCUUCAGGUGCUGCCCCGGCAGGAGGCGCUGCAAGCCCUCCUCCUGCUCCUUCUGCCGCAGCCAAGCCCCUCCCAACAGGUCCGGCGGCGGACCGCUCGCUUCCUCCCAACGUGCCGACGGGCCCUCGCAAUCCAGGGAAGAGGUACAAUGACCGUGACACAGGAGCUGGGAGUGCAGACGCUCUUGAUUAUGGAGGAGGAGCAGGAGGCGCUGCACCCACUGCGGAUCGCAGUCAGUCACGCGACCCGGAUGACACUGGGGCUAAACGCCGUGGUGGCGGCGGCGCUGCGGGGAGGUCGCGCGAGCCUAGCAGGCUGAGGAGUGUGGAGCCUGCUUCCCCAACACGAGGCUCGUCAUCCACAUCGACAGCCAAAGGCAAGGUGGGAAUUAGUAUCAAGGGAAGGCAUGAGUCUGUGCACGAGGAGGACGGUGGGAGUGGAAGCAGAAGUCGAAGCUCCAAGACGUCCUCGUCGCGCCGCGACAGAGGGAGCGACGAAGACGAAGCCGGUUCAAGCUCAUCACGGCGUCGUCGCUCCGAUCGAGAUGAUUCUCACCGCGAACGCGAUCGUGAUCGCAGGGAAGAGCGCAAAGAGCGUCGCAAGGGCCGUGAAGAGCAUUCUGCUAGCCCAGCCCCGGCUGCGGAGGAGAGGAAGGACAGAAGUGCGGCAAGGGCUUCGAGACGGGCUGGCAAGGAUGACGAUGCAGGAGAUGGGGGAGGAGAGAGGAAGGCUGCAGGCACGAGGAGGAAGCGGGGAGAGGGGGACAGUGAUGAUGAGGGAGGGGAUGGCGGCAGGGUAAGGGCGAGUACCAGAAGGAGAAACUGAUCCAAGGCGUGGAGGUGGUCUGCGCUGCCUCGUGUACUCUACGUUCAUACGCCGUCCGCCCAGCCAUCUCGCUACUGUGUGUGCAUGCCACAAUGAUCCGUAAUAGCCGUACAUCUUCGGCCUCAAUGGUGAAGCUAUCUUUCGGUUGCUACUCAAUGGUGGUACAAUGGGUAAUGGCCUUCGCAG